Penicillium egyptiacum is the source of this 882-nucleotide messenger RNA. Lineage: Eukaryota; Fungi; Ascomycota; Eurotiomycetes; Eurotiales; Aspergillaceae. The record is from the annotation of a GenBank genome assembly.
AUGAAAUCUCACUUCUUGUUAGGAAGCCUUGACAUCAUGUCAGGUCUUCUCGACGAAGCUCCGACUCCUCGCUCGUCGAGGAAGGAGUCUUCAGGACGAUGUGAUACAAUUUACAUUCCGUCUGAUGGCUCUAUCACUCCAACCGGCUUCGUGCGUCUUUACAGUUCACCCAAGCGAACCAAAGACACCGUUCCAAAUAUCUCAGGGGAUACUGAGAUCAACAGCUUAAUAUCACAGCGUGCUAGACACCAGCUACAAAAGCCGUUGGCAGGAUCUACUCGGAGAUCUCCACUCCAGCAAAACUUGAAGGUUAUCCAGGCAAGGGCGACAACAGUUGAUGUCCCUGGAACAGGUGGUGGCAAAGAAAAUGUCCCUCCUGGACUUUCCGUUAUCACCAACAACAAAAGCCAAUUAGAGAAAAUGGCUCGUCCAGUCUUGCAAAACGCUAGUUUCGAAAAACACAUAACAACGAAACCCGAAGAAGCGCAAAUAGAGUCACUGAAGCGAGUAGCUCUGUGUGAAACUCGAGGAAAUGUUGUUAGAGUCCCCAAAAGGAUAGAUCAUUCAUCGCCUGCUGAGAAUCCUUUGGCCUCCGCUUUAAAGCGUGCCUGCUCUGCCAUCGUUAUUCAACGGGCAUGGCGGUCAUUUACAGAAAGGCGGAAUAAGUACGCGUGUGCUAUUGCUACGGCUAGGACAGAGUUGGCUUGUGACGUGAUUACUCGAUGGUGGCGUGGUGUUAAAGCCUGCAAGCUGCGAGAGCAGACAGAGCAGGUGAAGUUGAUGGAGCGGGCUGAACAAACACCCCGACGCAAAUCUGCUGGUCAGCGACAUUCUGUUCGCCAGGGCCAGAGUUCUGGCCGCCGAGGCAUUCGGCGCCUCUGA